GAUGCGCCAAAGUUCACAUGCUCAGCAACGGGGCCCUUUUGUUCUUCCUGGUGUUGAUCGAAGCCCACGUUGGCGGAACGAGCUUUGAUCUAGAUGUUCUUCAGGUUAAUUGAUAAUGUUUGAAGCGAAACUGACAUUUUAGUGCGCAGGUCUUACAAUAUGCAUUCAGCCUGUGGGGUGGGCACUAGACUAGCCUGGUACUUCAAACUCCUACAUAGCUAGCACGUCCAAAUCUAAAUCAUUAAAACACGAAGGGAUCACCACGGAAACAAAACAAAAUAGCUGGAUUGUCGACAACGGGGGUCUGUUUAAACAUCGGUCUUCAGCGAAAAAUACCGCGUGUUUCCCCGUGGAAUGAGUGUUCCAUGCAGCAUCCUAGGUAUGAAUGACGUUGCCUGGCAGGAGACACGAGGCGGGAUGCUGCACGCCAACGGGGCGCCUGACGCACCUGGCGGCGGAGUGAGGGUUCCGGUGCAGGGCCACGCCCCCGGCACACACCCCCUGCAGGGCAUGGACAGAGGAGGAGGGGCCAACCCGGCGCCGGGCCCCGGUACGCCUCAGCCGCCCCUCAGCGGGCGCUCCCAAGACGACGCCACGGUGGGCUACUUCUUCCAGAGGCAGCCGGGGGAACAGCUGGGCACCAGCAAACACCGCUGGCCCACCGGGGACGGGAACCACGUCGACCAGGUGCGGGCGGUGGAUGAGAUGAACUAUGAUUUCCAGGCUCUGGCUCUGGAGUCCCGCGGGAUGGGAGAGCUGCUGCCAGCUAAGAAGUUGUGGGAAUCAGACGAGCUGCCUAAAGACGGGAGGAAAGGGAUGCUGCUGGGAGAGGAGUGGAGAGACAACGCCUGGGGGCCCUCUCACCACUCCGUGUCCCAGCCCAUCAUGGUGCAGCGGCGUCCAGGCCAGGGUUUCCAUGGUAACGGUGAUGCGAGCUCGGUGCUGUCUCCGCGCUCGGAGGGCGGUGGCCUGGGGGUCAGCAUGGUGGAGUACGUACUCAGCUCCUCCCCCGGGGACAAGAUGGACGCCAGAUACCGCAACGGAGGAUUCGGCGGGGGCGACGCGGACCCUGACAGCCGUGACAAAGGAGACCCCAAAGACAAGACGUCGCCCUUCGAGGAGGACAAGGGCGCGGAGAUGAAGGGGGGAGAGGAGGGCGACGCCUCCAAGGCCAACGGAAGAGGACUGCUCAACGGCAUGGACCGAGACUGCAAAGACUUCAACCCGACCCCCGGUAGCAGGCAGGCGUCCCCUACGGAGGCGGUUGAGCGCCUGGUUCCGACCCAGAGUGGUCUGGAGAUGAUGGGUCACCAGCACGCCCUGCAGGCCGCUGCCAACGCCGCCGCUGCUGCUGCUGCUGCUGCUGCCGCCGCCGCCGCCGCCGCGGCCAACAAGCCCCAACAGGCCCCGGAGGACUUCCAGGGGCAGGACCAGCAGGGCAUGGGGGGCAUGGAGCAGCAGGGAGGGGUGGAGGCACUCCAGUUCGACUACGCAGGAAACCAGAUCCAGGUGGACUCAUCCGGCACCCCCGUCGGACUCUUCGACUACAACUCCGGACAACAGCUGUUCCAGAGGUCGAGCCACCUGACUGUCCAACAGCUGACGGCCGCCCAGCAGCAGCAGUACGCCCUCGCAGCAGCCCAACAACCUCACCUGGGCCUUGCUCCAGCGUUUGUGCCAAACCCGUACAUCAUUAAUGCCCCUCCUGGUGCCGACCCCUACACUGCCGCCGGCCUGGCCGCAGCCGCCACCCUCGCAGGCCCUGCCGUGGUGCCCCCACAGUACUAUGGGGUCCCGUGGGGCGUGUAUCCAGCCAACCUCUUCCAGCAACAGGCUGCAGCAGCCGCCAAUCACAAUGCUAACCAGCAGGCGUCCAAUCAGGGCCCGGGACCAGGACAGCCACAGGUGAUGCGUGCGGGCUCCAACCAGCGCCCUCUGACCCCGGGCCAGGGAGGCCAGAGCCAGCAGGAGUCUCUAGCUGCAGCAGCCGCCGCCAACCCUGCCCUCGCCUUCACUAGCAUGCCAGGUUACCAGGUUCUGGCUCCUGCUGCCUACUAUGACCAGACGGGGGCGCUGGUGAUGGGUCCGGGGGCGCGGACGGGCCUCAGUGGGCCGGUACGGCUGGUGCAGACGCCUCUCCUCAUCAACCCUGCUGCCGCACAGGCCGCUGCGGCGGCGUCUGCGUCCGGCUCCGGUAACAGCAUGUCCGGGCCGGCUAACGGGCUGUACCGCUCGAUGGGUUGCCAGCCGCAGCCUCAGCAGCCUCAGCCCCAGCCGCAGCAGCAGGCUCCUCCUCCUCAGCAGAACACCGGCCUCCCCUCCUCCUCCUUCUACGGCUCCGGCUCCGUGGCCCCCACCUCCUCCCAGAGCUCCUCCCUCUUCUCCCACAACCCCUCGGCCGGCGGUCCCCAGGGCCCCCCCCCUCAGGGGCCCCCCACCUCCUCGCUGGGAUUCGGCAGCACCGCCGGCUCCCUGGGCGUCGGCCUCGGCUCCGCGCUGGGCGGCUUCGGAUCCUCAGUGGGUAGUUCCAGCAGUAGUAGUGCGUCUCGUCGUGACUCCCUGCUGCCCUCGUCUGACCUGUAUAAGCGUGGCGGGGGGAGCAGCUUGACCCCCAUUGGUCAGCCCUUCUACAACAGCCUGGGCUACUCCUCCUCCCCCAGCCCCAUCGGCCUCACCCCUGGACACUCCCCCCUCACACCUCCGCCCUCACUCAACUCCUCCCACGGAUCCUCCUCCAGCCUGCCCCUCGGCGGGUUGACCAAUGGCAGUGGCCGCUACAUCUCUGCGGCGCCGGGUGCGGAGGCUAAGUAUCGGAGUGCGGGGGGCGGCGGGGGGGCGUCGAGCCUCUUCAGCUCCAGCAGUCAGCUGUUCCCGCCCUCCAGCCGCCCGCGCUACAGCCGCUCCGACGUCAUGCCCUCCGGACGCAGCCGGCUCCUCGAGGACUUCAGGAACAACCGCUUCCCCAACCUGCAGCUGCGGGACCUGCCCGGACACAUGGUGGAGUUCAGCCAAGACCAGCACGGAUCCAGGUUUAUUCAGCAGAAGUUGGAGCGUGCGUCUCCUGCCGAGCGUCAGAUGGUGUUUGGGGAGAUCCUACAGGCGGCCUACCAGCUCAUGACCGACGUCUUCGGAAACUACGUCAUCCAGAAGUUCUUCGAGUUUGGCAGUGCGGAUCAGAAGCUGGCGUUGGCGACUCGUAUCCGAGGGCACGUGUUGCCGUUGGCGCUGCAGAUGUACGGUUGCCGUGUCAUCCAGAAGGCGCUGGAGUCCAUCUCCUCCGACCAGCAGGUAAUUAGUGACAUCGUGCGGGAGCUGGACGGCCACGUGUUGAAGUGUGUGAAGGAUCAGAACGGGAACCACGUGGUGCAGAAGUGUAUCGAGUGUGUCCAGCCACAGGCACUGCAGUUCAUCAUCGACGCCUUCCAGGGACAGGUGUUUGUGUUGUCCACCCACCCGUACGGCUGCCGUGUGAUCCAGCGUAUCCUGGAGCACUGCACUCAGGAGCAGACACUGCCCAUCCUGGAGGAGCUGCACCAGCACUCAGAGCAGCUGGGACAGAAGUAUCAAGGCGUUUCAUUGGAGAUGACACACAAAACAUAUCACACAGGGUCCAGCGAUGCGCUCUUCAAGGACCAGUAUGGUAACUAUGUGAUCCAGCACGUGUUGGAGCACGGCCGGCCAGAGGAUAAGAGCAAGAUCGUAGCCGAGGUGCGCGGCAAAGUCCUGGCCCUCAGCCAACACAAGUUCGCCAGCAACGUGGUGGAGAAGUGUGUGAUCCACUCGUCUCGUGCGGAGCGAGCGCUACUGAUCGACGAGGUGUGCUGCCAGAAGGACGGCCCCCACAGCGCCCUCUACACCAUGAUGAAGGACCAGUACGCCAACUACGUAGUGCAGCGCAUGAUCGACAUGGCCGAGCCCGCGCAACGCAAGAUCAUCAUGCACAAGAUCCGGCCCCACAUCGCUACGCUGCGUAAGUACACGUAUGGGAAGCACAUCCUGGCCAAGCUGGAGAAGUACUACAUGAAGAGUGGCGCCGACCUGGGGCCCAUCGGGGGGCCCACCAACGGCCUCAUGUAGGGGCCCCAUGGGGGGGGGCAUAACCCCCCACCCAACGGUCCCAUCAGGGGACUGUACGCCCCACCCAACGGCCCCAUCAGGGGCUUCAUACCUAGACUUCUCCAAUACCCCCACCCCACCCAACCACGUCACCACCCCUCAUCACCCCCCAACCCCCUGUAAUAACCAUCCCCCUCCCCCCUCCUUUCUACCACCGCCACCUCCUCCGGUUACUAGCUCUAUAAAGGGGCACUCAGCUCCUCUACGUUCAACAGGGCGUCUCCAAGACGCACUCAGUUGCUCCUCUGUUAGGGUGGAGGGAAUUACCAAAAGAGAGAUAAGAGGAGGAGUAGGAGGAGGAGGAAUUGAAUAUAUAUAUAUAUAUAUAAGUGGAGUAGGAGUUGAAUAUAUAUAUAUAAGAGGAGGAGUAGGAGUUGAAUAUAUAUAUAUAUAAGUGGAGGAGGAGGAGUUGAAUAUAUAUGAAUAUGAAUAUAAG
Messenger RNA from Engraulis encrasicolus (European anchovy), 4552 nucleotides. RefSeq names its product pumilio RNA-binding family member 2 (gene pum2). Gene Ontology annotation, cellular component: cytoplasm; cytosol. Gene Ontology annotation, molecular function: mRNA 3'-UTR binding. NCBI's taxonomy places the organism in Eukaryota, Metazoa, Chordata, Actinopteri, Clupeiformes, Engraulidae. Gene Ontology annotation, biological process: miRNA processing; regulation of mRNA stability. The transcript is spliced from 23 exons. The record is from RefSeq and is a predicted model, not a curated record. Bases 355 to 4077 code for a protein of 1240 amino acids.